This is a messenger RNA of Culex pipiens pallens (northern house mosquito), 2197 nucleotides long. RefSeq lists its product as uncharacterized. The transcript has 2 exons. Lineage: Eukaryota; Metazoa; Arthropoda; Insecta; Diptera; Culicidae. The record is from RefSeq and is a predicted model, not a curated record. The coding region runs from base 135 to 1259 and encodes 374 amino acids.
AACCCCUUCUUCAACGGAAUCGUAGAUUGUCGGUCGUCGCGACUGGACGUGCUUCGAGCUUCGCUCCGCCGCCGGAGUCUGCUCUGUCAAUUCAUUCGGUCGUUUUUGUUGUGGUUGUGAGUUCGCGGUGGAGAAUGGCAAACAGCGAAAAGCGCUGCGGCUGCUGGCAGACUUCAUCGGGUGACGAUCGUGGGCGACGACCGUCGUUCGGUAACACUUACACUCAGCCUCAUCAUCAUCAUCAGCCGGUCGAUGUAAUCGUCAAGUCAGGUUUGCGAUGCACUGAGUCAACCUUGCGUGACGACGAUCACAACGGAAUGUUUUGCGGAAGCGGAUCGAUCGACCUCAGCGAUCGGUUUCACCGGCUGUCGAACACCGUGCGGCAUGACUUUGGAACCGUGUACACCAUGAUCAAGGUCAUCGACGACAAACUGCAUGCCCUUGAGGAGUACUUCGUACGAGCACGGCACCAGGAAAAGUGGUCCGCGAUCAGUGGAACAGUUGCGCAAACCGACUCGAUUAGAUUGGAUCAAAUUGCUGCAAAGUGUGAUCAAAUUCUGAAGAGGCUUGACGCGGUCGAGAGCAAACUCGAGAGCCCAACCGCUACCGUAUCGUUGGACGACAUUUCUGCCCAACUCAACCAGCUUUCCAAAGAUGUCCAUCGGUUAUCCAACAAUCCAGAACCUCACAGCAGCAACGCCAAGCAUGUAACGCUCGUAACAGACCCACAAAUCCCAAGCAAACCGUUACACGCCAAAAUGUUCACUCUGAACCCAAAGCACAGAAUCUCAUCGUUCCUAGCGCCACGCUCCAAAGGUGAUAAUGAAACGCUUAUUCCAAAAGUCAACAGCAACGCUCAACCCAAACAAACCCCAACCCCACCCAUCUCAGCAGACGACUUCCUAUCAGAAGAAACGCUAACCCACUGCGCGGCCCGUCUCCGUGACACCAAAGUGAUGACCACCGUACGGAUCUUCCUGGCCUUUCUCGCCGAUCAGCCGCCGUCCGUUUGCUACGACGGAAUGACCUGCACCAGUGCGCGGAUGUUCCUGGCCCUGGAGGGUUUCCCCGUGACCGCGGACAAGCUCAAAGAACUGUACCUGCGGGUUCACGAAGCGAACGGACUCGACCGGAAAGCGGUGCUCGAGGAUCUGACCACCUACAGGGCAUUCAUUGCGUCGGAGCGAAUACAGCGGAUGCAGCGGGCACGCGAGAGUACGGACAAGUUUUACGGGAGGAAUGUGUCGAAAUCGAAGUGAUGAACCGGGGUGGUGGAAACCGGUGAAGACGCUUAGUUUUACGAUGAUUUUCAAAUCAAAAUAUUUCCGGUCUUCCGGUUUGUUCGUUGUCGAAUUAAGGGGUUACAUACAUGGCAUUAAAAUGUACACUUUCAUCUAUUAACAAAAUAAAUAUGAAGACAUUUGGAUGUACCAUUGCCGAGAUAUAGCUAUUUUAAGUUAGCAGUUUCAAUAAACGGGUGCCUUGAUAUCUCAACACUGCAUUGACCAAAUCGGCUCAAAAUUUUGGUGAAGACUCGUUAAACUGGUCCUGUGUGCAUGACGAAGGCCGAUUGUCAAAAACUUAAUUUAAAAAAAAAAGAUAAAAAUAUUUUUAUGUUUUUCAUUUAAAAAAUCGUCAGUUUUUGGUUGUUGUAUUUAAAAAAAAAAACAUAAUUUCAAAAUCGGGCUUCGUCAUGCACACGGGAUAAUUUUGUCUUGGGAGUCUUCACCUCAAAUUUCAGCCAAUUUGGUAAAUCCCAUCUCGAGAUAUCGUGACACCCGUAAAUGAACUGGGUGUUUAGAGAAAAACGUUCACAAAGUUUGACAGUUCGCUUUGCGCAUGGCAAAGUUGUGAACUUAAAUCGUCUCUUACUCAGUUUAAUAGUGAAAUAUCUUCAUGAAACAUUCAGGAGUGAUUGAAAUUCAUCUUUUUAGUGAAUUUAGUGAAUUUUCUGCAAAAUGAAAUUUUGGAAUUUUCUACAUGUAUGUAACCCCUUAAAUAGAUUUGGAAAAAAUUCUUUGGAUAACGAGAAAUCAUAGAAGACAAGUUGAACGAGGGCCUCAAAUGAGGGCUGUCUGUAAUGUAUUAUUUUGACUGAAAAUAAAUAUAUAUUUUUAAAGUAAUAUUUCCUUUCUUACCUGGGUCUACAGCAAAUCAACUAUAGCUAUUUUAAUGAUUCAUUAUUUUGUGAUCUGGC